UGACCCUAUGGCGCAGCAAGUGCUUCAUUGAGCAACACCAAAAACUCAUGUGGUUGCUCCUGUGUUCAUUAGAAUGGCCAAAAUAUUACAGAAAUAUAUAAAGUUCUCCACCAAGGAGCUAGAACAGUAUGCCGCCAAUCCCGAUUCGUGUGUGCUGUGCGUUAAAACAGAUCUGCAUCUGUCGAUGGGCCCCUAUGGGAUGUCCAACUUCAAGCAUGCUUUGCACGAGCUUCUCAUUCGCACCAAGGUAGGCAUCUAUGAUGCCAACUUGAAUGGCAUUGUGCUUGGCAUUAAGAACAUAAAGGUGCUCGGCCAGACCGCGGGAUUGCGUGCCGAUGAUCCGACGUUACACUUGGUAAUUAAUGCUGAUUUCUAUGUGUUACGGCCUAAAGCGGGCGCAGUGCUUCAUGGCGUCGUGCGACAUAUAUCGAAGCAUCAGAUAAGCGCCAUUAUCUACAGAGUCUUCAAUACAACCAUACGGUUUACAAAUAAGAAACAAAGUCGCGACGGCAUUGUUAUGGAUCAGGAAAUCAAGUUUCGCAUCAAGGACUUCAAUAUUGGUAAUGUGAUGCCAUACAUAGAAGGUGAACUUUUGCUGGACGAGAGCGAGGCGCAAAGCAAAUCAAUCAAAUUUGAGGAUGAUGCUGAGGAGGCGGAAGCAGAGCCAGAAACACCUGUUGCAAAUGGCAGCGACAAUGGAGCGCAUGUGGAGCUCGAUGCUCUGGUUGAGCUGAUCAAAGUAGAACCCAACUUAACGCCAGAGCCCUCACCCAAAAAGAAGAAGUCGGAAAAGCGCAAGAAAGCGCUGGAGGAAGAGGUCAACAAAGUUGUGCCACAAGUGAAAAAAUCCAAAAAAAUAAAAGUGGAACCUGUAUAGCCUCAAAAACAAAAGUUAAUUUUAAUGAAUACCCUUUAAUACGGUACAAAUUAGUUGUAAACUAAGAGCAGAUUGCCAUGAGCAAUAACUCGGCAACUGGUUCUUUUUUAUUAAAUAUGUAGCAAUAGAGAAUUUGGUUAAUACAAAUUGUAAAUAUGUGUUGAAAAAUUCUCAUAACCAUUGAAGUUCCAAAAUUCGCCAUUAUCCACCAAUCUUUUGGAUGUCAUAGUUAAAUAUACCGGAAGAUGCUCUAUCAAUAUUACUCGACAGCCAUCACAAAAUUGAGCACCCAAAAUCGCUGGCAGGUGUGCAAGACAACAGCUCU
Messenger RNA from Drosophila sulfurigaster albostrigata, 1202 nucleotides. It is a transcript of the gene Polr1F, whose product is annotated as DNA-directed RNA polymerase I subunit RPA43. Lineage: Eukaryota; Metazoa; Arthropoda; Insecta; Diptera; Drosophilidae. Gene Ontology annotation, biological process: DNA-templated transcription initiation. The record is from RefSeq and is a predicted model, not a curated record. The coding region runs from base 74 to 877 and encodes 267 amino acids. Gene Ontology annotation, cellular component: RNA polymerase I complex. The transcript has 2 exons.